Messenger RNA from Funneliformis geosporum, 661 nucleotides. The record is from the annotation of a GenBank genome assembly. NCBI's taxonomy places the organism in Eukaryota, Fungi, Glomeromycota, Glomeromycetes, Glomerales, Glomeraceae.
AUGGAAAUUUUACAAGGAUUUAGAGAAUGUAUUGUUUCUGGUACACCUGAAGAUUAUGUAAAAAUUUAUACUGAUUGUUGGGAUAUUGAGCCAGAUAAUCGUCCGGUCAUGUGUAAAGUGCGUAAUGAAUUAAAAGCAAUGAUUGAAAAAACAAAUAUAAAUGGUAAUAAUGAUGAGGAUAAAUCAAAUUUUCAAUUAUCUAAGCAACAACUUUGCUUGGAUAACGUUAAUGCUUCUUCUAAAGUAACCGAUAUUCUUAAUGUGGUUAUAGAUUUAUAUAAGACAGCUCAACAUAAUAAAAAUAUAACAAAAGUCUUGAUGGAACGAAUUAUUGCAGCAAACUCCGCAGUUGAAAUAUUAAAAGCAAGAGAAGAUUUAUUUACUUUAAAAAAUUAUACAAGUUUACAAAUAUUAAUUCAAGUUCUUCAAAAAAUGAAAAAAUUUAUUGAAGAAAUCACACAAUAUAAUACUGUGCAAAAAUUUUUGUGGCCUAAAUUAAUCGAAAAACGUUUUAAAGAAUUAUGUAAGGAUUAUGAAAGUAGCAUUAGCUUAUUAGAUUUUACCUUAACGGUUGACUUUAGGAUUAAUUCAGAUAAAGAUGAUAAAAUUUUAAAGGAAGACAUUGAGGAUCUUCAUAAGUUUCAAGAAGCUUUAGAGGAAA